This is a messenger RNA of Cuscuta campestris, 849 nucleotides long. Lineage: Eukaryota; Viridiplantae; Streptophyta; Magnoliopsida; Solanales; Convolvulaceae. The record is from the annotation of a GenBank genome assembly.
AGUCGUCCCUGUUCUAUACCCCCUUCUUCCAUCUUCUUCUGCUCUCGGCUGCUCUGCCCACAAGAAUUUUCUUUUCAACCCCCGUCGUUAUUGACCUGAAUCCAGUGCAGGAAAACUCUUUUUUUUAACUAAAAAUUUUAUUUUGUUUUGUUUUUUUCACGGACGGGAGAGUCAAAAUGAUCUGAAAAUGUCAGAUGCCAAAUGGGGAUCAAUCUCGAUCUGACGUUGAAGGAUGUCCCAAGCUGAUGUCACUUACAGUUGUGGCUCUUGUGGAUAUCCUCUCAACUUGAUAUCAUCCAACCAUCUGACUUCUGGAAUUGGCUCCGGGUACAGUAAAAAGAUCAAGAAAGGUUUCAUCUCCUUUACAUCCAUUGACCUUAGCCGGUUCACUCAAGUCGAUGAAGUAAACUGUCUUCCUAUUCCUAUUGGCUUUAGUCGCUCAAAAACCAAACUUCUCUGCCGGAACUGUGGAGAAAUAAUUGGUUAUGGCCUUUGCAAGAUUAAAAAUGGAGGAACUUUCUGAUGAUUGCUUAAGUUUGAUAUUUCAACACCUGGAUUGUGGCUUCGACCGUGAAUCCUUCGGUUUGACCUGCCACCAUUGGCUAAGGAUUCAAAAUUUAUCCCGAAGAUCUUUGCAGUUUCACUGCUCACUCAAUCUCCUGAAUGUUUUGCCUCCAGCAACUCAUUCCAGCAUCAGUACCUCCCAUUUGUCUAAAUUACUGAACCGUUUUCAAAGCCUGCAAUCUUUGUCACUCUCUGGAUGUACCGAGCUCCCUGAUUCAGACGCAGGGUUGGAAGUGUUGUCCAAGUCUUGUCUUUCUCUGGAGGACAUAAACCUUGCUUACUGUU